AUGAUAAGAGUGUGUAAUACAACAAUCAAUAAUAAUGAUUCUAAUACUAGUAUUACAAAAAUGCCAAUUCAUAAACCAUAUGCAAGUUAUAUACGUUCAUGGAAGGCAAAAUCACCAAUUAUUCAAUUACACUUGGUUUUACUAGAAAUUGAUUCAUUUCAAGAAACCAACAAACUAGAUCAUGUAAAGAAACCUUAUAAUAAUAAUAAAUCUGUUGGAUUACCAAAAUUUCGAUAUAAAUAUUUAGAACAUAAAUUGACUUUGUACUUGGUGCAUAAUGGGCAAAUUUUUAUCCCUAUUGAAGCUUUAGAAGGAAUUGAAAAAAUUAGUGAUAGAAUUAAUUAUAAUUGGAAUUCAGUAACCUUUGCAUCGCCUAGCAUAACUGUUUAUAUAUAUGAAAAUAUUAAAUCCACGAGUAUUGAUAAUCUAUUUAUUAAAAGUUAUGGGGAGUUGGGGCAAUUGGAAAAGGCAGAAAAAAUAUUCAACAGCAUGGGUGAUUUUUCAAAAGAUCCAAGUACUUAUGGGGAAAUGAUUAAAGUUUACGCUUCAAAUGGGAAAAUUGAAAAGGCAAAAGAGAUCGCAAACAUUAUAGAAAAUAAGAAUUAUUCAGAAAUCAUAAAAAGUAACAUAAAUGAUCUAUUAUCUUCUUCUUCGCUGUCAUCGUCACCUAGCUAG
Messenger RNA from Entrophospora sp. SA101, 675 nucleotides. The record is from the annotation of a GenBank genome assembly. Lineage: Eukaryota; Fungi; Glomeromycota; Glomeromycetes; Entrophosporales; Entrophosporaceae.